Jatropha curcas is the source of this 1614-nucleotide messenger RNA. RefSeq names its product GDSL esterase/lipase At3g48460. Lineage: Eukaryota; Viridiplantae; Streptophyta; Magnoliopsida; Malpighiales; Euphorbiaceae. Gene Ontology annotation, molecular function: hydrolase activity, acting on ester bonds. The record is from RefSeq and is a predicted model, not a curated record.
AACACAAGACAAAACAAAAACAUUGAUUAGAUAAAUCCUACAAGAUGAAGAAAUUUGAGUGUCUUUUCUUUUGUAUUUCACUCUUUAUUGCCUUUUCUUGUUGUUUUGCUCAUGAGCCUCCUGCCCAAGAUACUCCACAAGCUCCUCCGAAAAAAGAAACACCUCCUCCAACCCAGAAAAAAGAAACACCUCCUCCAACCCAAGAGAAAAAAACACCUUCCGGUGAAACCACCGUUAGUAAAAAUGUUGAAAUCACCUUUAAAGGAUCCUUUACAAAGAUUUAUGCAUUUGGAGACUCAUAUACAGAUACUGGUAAUUGUUUUUACGUGGAAGGCCUCCAAUCUGCUCUUAUUAAGGUGUUUCAAAGUUCUCAGUAUGCCAAAGUUACUGGCUUGCAUGGCCAUAGAUUAAGCAAUGGACUGUUGGUGAUUGAUUUCCUCUGUAAGGAUAUUGGUUUGCCUCCAUUAGACGCAUAUAAGGAAACUAAACCUAAUUUCACUGCUGGUGCUAACUUCGCAGUGGGUGGAUCAACUUGUCUUUCUAGUGCAUUUUUUGCUAGUCAAAAGAAUUUUCGCAGUCUAGUAUGGAAACCAGUUCCUGAUAACACUUUGGAACAAAUAGAAUGGUUUAACAGUUACCUUCAGAGUGUGGGUUGCAAAGAGAAAGAUGAUGAAAAAUGCAAAACUCAAAUUGAAAACUCCCUCUUCUGGAUUGGUGCUUUAGGUUCUAGUGAUUAUGCACGUAUUUUGGGAUCUUCUUUUUCUGCUAAAUCACUUUCAGAAGCAUCUGUGGGUCAUGUCGGCCAAUUUCUUGAGUCAUUGCUAGAUAAAGGAGCAAAGUACAUUGUAGUUCAAGGGCUACCACCAGUUGGCUGCUGUCCAGUACAACUGCUCCUGAAUAAAGCAAAAGAGCAUGACAAAUUGGGAUGUUCAUCAGAAGUUAAUUCUAAGAUAAUGUCACAUAACGAGCUUCUCAAGAAGAGUUUGGAAGCUUAUAGAGAAGGAAACAAAGAUUGUGUAAUAAUUUUUGCAGAUACAUGGAAAGCAUACAUGGAAAUAUUAAAAAACCACAAGAAAUUCAAUUUUGAAGAGCCUUUUAAGGCAUGUUGUGGAGUUGGAGGAGGAGAACUCAAUUUUUGCUUGAAAAAUCUCUGUGGAUCAGUUGGCUCUACCACUUGUACGGAUCCUAACAAGUAUAUUAGUUGGGAUGGGAUUCAUUUCACUGAAGCUAUGAACAAACAUUUAGCGAAACUCUUAUUCCACGAAAAAGGCUAUUGUUCCCCAGAGUUUAAUGUUUUGAUCGAGGCCAGGAAGAAGGUCUCUGUCUCAGGUGGCGCCUCAGCUUCAGGUGGUGCUGCUUAGGCUAAAUGUAGUGUUGCUCAUUAUCAGAUGAGCUUAUUAAAGCAGCAAAAAGGGCGCUUGUGUGCUUAUUGUUCUGGCUACAGAUGUAGCAGCAUUGAAUAAGGCCCUAGUUGAACCGCUUAAGAAUAGGAACUUGCACUUCAAAUUUUCUUACCUUGUUUCGUUUGUAUAACAAGAAAGGUUUACUUCAUUUUUUUGACUUGCCAAUUAAGGGAUCCAAUUAAUGGAUUUGAAACGUUAUUUUACCUGUUUA